AUGCGGGCAUUAAAAUGGUUGAAGAUAUUGCUGUUAAUCGACUAUACCGCCGGGCAAAAUCUGAGGACAGUCCGGCAAGCCGGAUAUACUUACAACAUACCAAGAAUACCAUUUACCUUACCAAGUCCUAGUCCACCGGCACUACCAAGUUAUCCUGCACCAGUUCCUGUACCGCCAAGUUAUUCUUAUCCUGUACCCCCUCCUCGACCUUCACUACCAUCUCCACCCCGUCGACAACCCCCUCUACCUCCUUACACACCACCAGUACCACCAGCACCACCACCACAACCACCAGCGCCACCACCACCACCACCACCUCCACCACCUCCACCACCAUCACCGCCUCCUGCAAGACCACCACCACCAGUACCACCACCACCAAUUCCACCACCAUCACCACCACUACCACCCCCGCCACCUCGGCCACCACCAUCACCUCCACCUAUUCCGCCUCCUCCGCCACCGCCACCAACUCCACCUCCUCCUCCUCCGCCGCCUCCUCCGCCUCCACCGCCUCCACCCCCUCCGCCUCCUCCACCUCCGCCUCCUCCUCCCCCUCCCAUACCACUUUACGUGCCUCCGACAACUUCAUCUCCACCGAUACGAGUUUCUACACCAGCGCCAACUUAUCUACCACCAUACGAUCAGGAAAUCCAAGUUUCUCAAGCUGCCGCUUCUUACGCAUCAAGCAUGGCAUCGGCGAUAUCGUCCACCAAUGCGGUGAUCAUAGUUGGACCAGAUGGAUAUAAUCCUGUAACAACAUCUGCACCAUCUUAUACGGCAUAUGCAAAUUCAUACGGCUAUUCAACACCGAGUCCUACUGUUGGUUACAGUUAUCCAACCCCUGCACCUAGUUAUCCCGCUCCGGCUCCUGCACCUAGUUAUCCCGCUCCAGCUCCUGCACCUAGUUAUCCCGUUCCGGCUCCUGCAUCUAGUUAUCCCGUUCCGGCUCCUGCACCUAGUUAUCCCGCUCCGGCUCCUCCUCCCACUGUUGGUUAUAACUAUCCCCCAGCACCCUCGCCUAGUUACCCUGCACCAACUCCUACACCCACUUAUCCAACGCCUACGACUCCUGCAUAUGAUUAUUCUCCAAUGGUUAGACCUACUUAUCCUGCUUCGGCUCCACCACCUAGUUAUCCUAGUUAUCCAGCUCCAGCUCCAGCUCCAGCUCCAGCUCCAGCUCCAAGACCAAUCUAUUCUUCACGACCUGGACCACGUUAUCUACCUCCACUUGCUUAGAUUAAUUAUUUUUUUACACCGGAAAUUAUUUAUCAUUGUCCAAUUGUUCAAUUCAGCUGAUCUGUCUUUGAACUCUGCAAUCAAUCCUUU
Messenger RNA from Apis mellifera (honey bee), 1329 nucleotides. Its product is annotated as leucine-rich repeat extensin-like protein 3. The transcript has 3 exons. Lineage: Eukaryota; Metazoa; Arthropoda; Insecta; Hymenoptera; Apidae. The coding region runs from base 1 to 1239 and encodes 412 amino acids. The record is from RefSeq and is a predicted model, not a curated record.